CAUACAAUACCUAUCACCACAUCCAAAAUGGAGAGCCACUUCGACCGAGUGCUGUCUGCGGAGGCAGCUCCCAAGCGCCCCGCGGCCUCUUCCUCCUCUUCUCCCACUGCAAAACGUGCUCGUGUAUCUCCAGAAGCUGAUGCCGCAAAGAUCAGCGCGAUCGUGGACGGCGCCGAAGCGCAGGAGGGUGACGCAUUGGACGCUCGAGCACUUAAGUCCAUGGCCAAUUCCCUCAAGAAACACGUUCGCCGCAACGCUUUGGCGCGCGAAAAGCACGCGGACGAUCCGACCAAGUUUCUAGAAUCUGAACUGGCACUGGACGGCGAGCUGACGCGCUGGAAGCAGGUGGCAGCCAAGCCGGAGCUCUUCGCUGUCAUGAUUGAGCUACAGGUACCGCGCGUGCUACUCGGACUGUUCGCACACGAUAACCUUGAUAUCCGACUGGCUGUAUUAAGUCUACUGGCCGAGGUAACGGACGUGGAUGACGCUGCGAUGUCUCUGGAGCCGGCUAGGAUGCUUACCAAGCACUUGGUGGACGAGAAAUUGCUACCUCUGCUAGUAACCAAUUUGUACCAAUUGGCAGCGGCCGUGGACAAUGCGGAAGAUACCCAGGCAGAAGAGGAGACGACAGGGAUCUAUAAUUCUCUACAGAUUCUCGAAAAUAUGGCAGAUCUAGAGCCACAAGUGUGUGUCCAAGUGGCGGAGACGUCGAUCUUGCCUUUUCUAUUGAAACAAGUGUCGGCUGGACGGAAAUUUAGUGAGAACAAGCUGUACGCGAGUGAAAUCCUGUCUAUCCUACUGCAAUCUGGAGCAGAACCGAGGGAAAAGUUCGUGUCGUGGAUGGGGAAGGACCCACCGAGUGAGAUGAAGAAUAAGGAGAAGAAAGCGAAGGUGGAUCUCAUGGACGAUCUGCUCCAGGCAUUGGCCCCGUACAGGAAGAAAGACCCUGGCAGUGAAGAAGAAGAGGAACUUGUGGGAAACUUAGUGAAUGCGCUGUGUAGUGUGCUGCUCGUCCCCGAAGCUCAGACGCAGUUCCGUCGCUUGGAAGGACUGGAGCUGCUGCUGCGCUUUAUGAAAGACAGAAAGCGGUUCGUGUUUAGUGGCGCGUUGCGAGCAAUGGACCACGCACUUAUGGGCAAUGCCCGUAACUGCGAACGCUUGAUUGAGAUUGGCGGAUUGCGUAGCGUGUUCUCAGUCUUUAUGGGACGCCACGGCAAGUACAAGGCAAGUAGCAGUAAGAAAGCGAGCAAGGUGAGUGAGAAGGCUAAGGAAGAAGAGAAUGCGGCCAGUUUGGUGGCCUCCAUGUGCGCGUGGGUGCGUGAGAAUGCUCCGGCGGAUGGUUAUGACCGUUUACACGCUAAGUUUGUGGAAAAUGACAUGGAGAAGGUGGAUCGAUUGGUGGAUCUGUUUGCUAAAUAUCACGAGCGAGUGGAGCGCAGCGGGCUGGACGAAGAGGAGGAAGAUGAAGAUGAGGACAGUCGGUAUUUACGACGUCUGGACGCUGGUCUGUUUGUACUGGAGAGGAUCGCGUUUGUGGUGGCACAUUUGUGUCGUUUCUCGAAGAAACUGCGUGCCUACGUGAUGGUCAAGUUCCAUGAGCGUAGUAUUGACAACGACACUCUUGUGAGUGUGCUACGGGAGCAGUUGGACCUCCUGGUUGCCGACGACGAAGUCAAGAAAGAGGGUGAGCAAGAUACGUCGAAGAAGGCCAAGGAUGUGGCGAAUGAUGAAGCCAAGGAAGCACAGAAAACGCAGCUUCGACAACUACUGGAAACGCUUGAGGCUGAGGAAACGCCAUUUAAGGAAGAGAAGGAUGGUGCUAUAGAGACUGAAUCUGAGGAAACGAAGGUGGAAAAUAGUGACAAGGUAGACAGCAAGAAGCCAGCAUCUUCAUAGAAAUGAAUAAAUUUUUGAGUUGCCACUAUGAGGUUGAAUACAACUACAAUUCAGUCAGAA
Messenger RNA from Phytophthora nicotianae INRA-310, 1956 nucleotides. RefSeq lists its product as hypothetical. The coding region runs from base 28 to 1896 and encodes 622 amino acids. Gene Ontology annotation, cellular component: spliceosomal complex. Lineage: Eukaryota; Oomycota; Peronosporomycetes; Peronosporales; Peronosporaceae. The record is from RefSeq and is a predicted model, not a curated record. The transcript has a single exon.